CGGAAACAUGCGCCAUGCUGACGCACCCGAACAACACCGGUGCGGCUGGCGCGCAGGCCAAACCCCCGCGACGCGCGCGAGCGAACGCGAAGGACGGCGAAGGAAUCGUCCCGUCCGUCGGAAAGGCGGGGUUCCAGCUCAAGGCGGUCGGGACAAGGCCGAUUCGCAUGUCGCACGUGUCCUCGACGUCGCAUCACUCGCUCGCGAGCCUCGCGCACGCCAAGGAAGAAGACCACGCGGAGGAUGACAACGAGGAGCUCUCCCCCGAACGCGAGCAGCCGGACGCGAGCCUCGGGACGGUCGUCGCCGACGCCAGUCACCCCGACACGCGCGAGACCACGGAGACUCCGAACCUGGAACCGAACGAUUCGGACGCGUCGCGGCCCGUCCCCGCGGGGGAGUCGCAACGCGGCGGAAAUCAGUUAAUCCGGAUGAGCCCGCGCGCCGAGGAGCCCGACGCCGCGCUCGAGGUUCACGCGUCGCAUCGUGCUCCCCCCGAGCUCCCCCCGAGCUCCCCCGGCGGCACCAUCCGAUGCACCGUCGACAACUGCGGCGAGCCCUGCGUCUCCGUCUACUGCAGGCGGUACCACACGUGCCGCGAGCACAUCGGGGCUCUCCACGUCGUGAGGAACGGCGCGGAUGUGCGCUUCUGCCAGAGGUGCUCGAGUUUCCAACCCAUCUCGGACUUCGACGGCGACAGGCACACGUGCAGGGACGCGUUGCGCGCGUACAACUCGGCGCGACGCGAGGCGCGCAAGACGAACAAGUAUAAGCGAAAGGAAGCCGCCGCCGCGGCUGGCGACGCCGACGGGGCGCUUAAGCGAGGAGCAAAGGGCGCGAAGAAGACUCGCACGGAGCCCGCGCCGAGCUCGAAAAACGCGAACGAUGCGCCCGCGAACGCGGCGUUCGGCGUGGACAAUCGCGCGAUUGAGAUAUAUCGUGCCACCAUGAACGCGUUGCAGGCGACCCGAGCGGCUCCCGCCCCCGGCGCUCCGCCUCCGCCCGCGGCGACGAUGACGCAGCUCGACGCGAUGAGGAUGAUGGCGGCGUCGGCUGGGAACCAGGCCGCCGCUCUCACGGGUAACGGCGGCGACGGCGGCGCGCAGAUGCUCCGCAUGAUGCAAUUCAUGAACGCGGCAUGGCUGCAGUGGUGCGCGAACGUGAAGUCGCAAGGACCGUGACCAUUGUUUUUCGCCGGGCAGUCACCAAGGUGACCGGAUCGCGGCGAGAAGAGACGAACAUCCACCCCGCGGCGCCCCUCUUGAAAGUCGAGGCGGACGACGUACGCCGUGGCGGCGUGUAUUCAUUCAUCACCAUUCAUUCCGGAGGUCGACAAAAAUUCGGCCGCCGUAGAUUUGUGUGCAUUAGCCCUGUAUCCCCUAGAAGCAAGACCCUGUAGUGCUACGAUAUGUGUAUGUUU
Molecule: messenger RNA, 1420 nt
Organism: Micromonas commoda
Lineage: Eukaryota; Viridiplantae; Chlorophyta; Mamiellophyceae; Mamiellales; Mamiellaceae
Exons: 1
Coding region: 15-1181 (388 amino acids)
Cellular component (GO): nucleus
Molecular function (GO): DNA binding
Source: RefSeq, a predicted model, not a curated record